CAAGCAGGCGAUGUUUUUACUAGCUCUCUCUAAAAUCAAAUCUAUAGUCACAACUUCAUAUAUAUUUCUAUAGUCUAUAUAUAUAAUUUCUGUAAAUCUGGUUAUAUUGCAGUCAUGCCGAUGAAUGGACAGGCAGGCGGACAAAAUGGACGCAAACGCCGUGAUAAUGAAGAUUUCUCGGUGAAGCUAUCCACCAUUCGGAUCUGGAUGCACGAGAAGGACAUCGGCAAGCUCACUCGCAUUUUGUGGGCGGGCCAAGGGAAUCGGCUCAGCCAACAGGCCAGCAACAAUGGGCGGGUGAAGCGCUUCCUGGCCGCCGUUCCCCAUGUCAUGAAUGCCAUCAAGGAUCUGCACCAGGCUGUCAUAGAUAACAAUCUGGAGAAUGUGCAGUCACAUUUGGAGCCACCGGUACCUAGUGCCUUGGUCACCUGCAAGGAUGGCAACGGUCUCAAUGUGAUUCACAAGGCCGCUGGCCUCGGGCACACCAAGAUCCUGGAGUAUCUGGUGGGCAUUUGGCCGGAGGGUGCCCACGAGACGGACAUCACGGGCAAGACGCCGCUCCACUGGGCCGCCAGUGCCAAGAACAACAUGCGAUGCUACACCCUGCUCACCCAAGCGGGCUGCGAUGAGGAGGCCGUCGACUAUAAAAUGAAGACACCUUCGUACUAUCGCCACAAACCGCACGAAAUCGAGCGAGCCUUCCUGGUUUAUGUGCCGGAUGCGCCGCGUGUCUCCCCCGACAGCGUCACCGAUUGGGAGGCCCUGAGUGAUGAGACUGGUGGUGACAGUAUCGCGGGUGGCGAUUCCAGUUCCAAGAAAAUGGACAUGAAGAUGGCGCCGGUGGGAAAUGGUCGAAAGUCUCUGGACGACAGCCUUGAGAACGCCUCGGAGCUGGACACCAACGAUGGUACGAGUGCCAAUGAGGAUGACGAUCUGUCCAAGGCGGAUGCGGAGCCGGAAGUUGAGGCCAUUGCAUCGCCAUUGCAGCGGCGACCGGAAACGCCGGGCACCUUCAACACAAUCAAUGGUAACGGCAAUGGCGAUCACGAUAAUGAUGACAGCAGCGAGGCCGAGAAUAUUGCAAGAGCUAUAAGCGGAGACGAAGGCGAAGGCGAUGAGAAUGGAGGCGGAGAUGCAGCGAUCCUGGAGAAUGGCAACAAUAACGAAUCCGAAGAGGAGAAGGAGGAGUCUCAAGCUGAGGAGGAUGAGUUGCCAGCGGCGACCGAGGGCGUUGAGGACAUAGAGCAACCCGAAGAGUCGGCUACAGAGAGUGAGCUAGAAGGAAACAAAAAGACUGAAGUGGAACUGGAACCGGAAGAGGAGCUAGAACAGGCUGCUCAGAAGAAGCCCGCAGAGGGUCAGGAGGAGGAGGAACCCGAGGAACCAGGGGAUGGGGCUAUCGAAAGCAAUGAUGUGGAGAUCCGUAACGAAGACGAUAAAGAGAAUGAAAUCGAUAACGAUGAGCACGAGAACGAGAACGAUGACGAUGAUGAGGUACAGAUGGGCGUGCUCUAAGUGUCCUCGAGCCGUGUUUUGUAGUUUGUUCACGUUUUGUAUGUGCCGUACGCUCAAUCCCAUUUUAUUUCCUC
Drosophila serrata is the source of this 1589-nucleotide messenger RNA. RefSeq names its product arginine kinase. Gene Ontology annotation, molecular function: creatine kinase activity; protein binding. The record is from RefSeq and is a predicted model, not a curated record. NCBI's taxonomy places the organism in Eukaryota, Metazoa, Arthropoda, Insecta, Diptera, Drosophilidae. Gene Ontology annotation, biological process: phosphocreatine biosynthetic process.